AUGGGCCAGCGACACACUCGACGCUUCUCGCUCUCUCCGAUGGCACAGGAGUUCGUUCCUGGCGCCCAGGACUACGGAGGUCCGCUCCCGCACGUUCCACCACACUACACCCCUUCGCCUCUGUCGCAAAUACAUAAUUCUUCAUCGUCCAGGUUCCCGCGACUGCCAUCACCCGAGUUUCCCUUCUACAACACCGACCGCCCAUACUAUCGCGAUGAAUGGACAAAGGAAGAUCGUGCAUCCUACCAGCUUGAGCAGGACCAGCCUGAUCAAGCUCAGAGUUCAGCUGAAAGCAAGGAAGAGUCUAUCACCGACGAUAGCACAUCCACAGAGCAGGGCAAAUCAGGGCCUCAGCUUGGGAUGACCAACCAAGACCGACGCUCCGAUGACCGUGCCGCGUCGACCUCCCACAUGGACCGUACUAUCGAUUGCUCCUCACCAAACAAGACUUUCGAUGACCACAAUACGUACCAGUCAUCCCCAGCUAGCACCUACGCCAUCAUCGAGACAUCAACUCCCAACCCCUACAGCAAUGACAACGGCGAUACGAACACAACCAUUGCAGACUACCACCCCCUCUCUUCCAUCCUCGCCACCAUCGAUAUUGAACUACCCUCGAUCGCCACCACCGACGCCGAGAUCGACCGCUGGCACUCCGACGCACUACUUCCACCAUCUUCGCGGCGGUGGCCGCAAAUGCUGCGUACGCCGAAUCAUGAACCUGGUGCUAUCGGUGACGAGCGCAAGAAUGCGGUCGAGUACGCUAUGAAGCGGGAGAGAUUCAAGAGGGAACACAUUGCGGCGGCAAGAGCAUUUGCUGACCCAUUCGGCACCAGGAAGGGCAUCAGAUUCUCGAAUCGAAUGGGAGUUAAAGAAGAAAAUAACGAAACUGUUGGAGGGCCCUGGCCGGCGAGGCUGGGUGGAAGCAGCAGCGGUGGAGUCCACGCCGGUUUUGGAAACGGCGGCCCAACGUACACCAUUGGUCGACAAAUGCACCAUGGAGCUGUGUUAAGGACGCAGCAAGCCAGCCAUGACAGUGAGAAGCAGAAGAACACAUGGGGCAGGAUGCAGGGUGCGGAUGGAAAGAUGGUUGCAAGGCGCCUUUCUCCUGAAGAGGGCGAGGGCAAUUCCAGGGAUAGUAGAAACGGCAGGUACAUAGACAAUAAGGUGUAUCUCACCUAA
Messenger RNA from Lasiodiplodia theobromae, 1182 nucleotides. RefSeq lists its product as uncharacterized. The coding region runs from base 1 to 1182 and encodes 393 amino acids. NCBI's taxonomy places the organism in Eukaryota, Fungi, Ascomycota, Dothideomycetes, Botryosphaeriales, Botryosphaeriaceae. The transcript has a single exon. The record is from RefSeq and is a predicted model, not a curated record.